UAUCAGAACAGUAAUUCAAAAGUCUAUCUAUUUUAUUCAAAUAUUCAAAAUACUUACGUAUAUUUAUCAUUAAUACAUUAUGUUUUAUGUAUGCGCAUAUUCAAUUUAUUUUUUGCAUUACAAUUACAUGAAGCGAACAAUGUACCGUGCUAUCUAACCUCGAAGUUAAGAUAAGAAUACUACACGAAAAUUUUAUUUUUUUUUUAAACACAAAUAUAUUGAUUGUAUUAUUAAAUAAUAUAAUGGCAUCACAAUCAGGACGUGAAUUAAUAAAAGCUGUAAUAAAACGCACAUUAUCGGUAAAAGGUUGGGGAUCAUCAUUUUUAAAGAAUGUUGAAGUUAUAUCUGCUGAUAAUGGCAAUUGUGUAGCUGAAUUUACUGUUGGUGAAGAGCAUUUAAAUGAUGGUGGAACUCUUCAUGGUGGCUGUACUAGCACCCUUGUUGAUAGCAUAUCUACUUACGCUUUGAUGACUAAAGUGAUAGAUGGUAAAAAUGUACAUCCUGGAGUUUCGGUUGAUUUGCAUAUAACAUUAUUGAAAGCAGCUUUUCCCGGAGACGUUAUCGUUAUCGAUGCAAAGACAAUCAGAGCAGGACGAACUUUAGCAUUUCUUAAAGUAGAUUUAAAAAAGAAGAAUGAAGGAGCAGUAAUCGCACUUGGAUCUCAUACAAAGUUCAUAGGAUUCUCAUAAUAAAAUAUAUUAUAAAAAUAAAAUUAUUGUAAACUAAGAAAUAAUUUAUAAUGUAGUAAAUAAAGUUGAACCAAAUGUGA
Chelonus insularis is the source of this 769-nucleotide messenger RNA. Its product is annotated as acyl-coenzyme A thioesterase 13-like. The record is from RefSeq and is a predicted model, not a curated record. The coding region runs from base 243 to 689 and encodes 148 amino acids. NCBI's taxonomy places the organism in Eukaryota, Metazoa, Arthropoda, Insecta, Hymenoptera, Braconidae. The transcript has 3 exons. Gene Ontology annotation, molecular function: fatty acyl-CoA hydrolase activity.